Messenger RNA from Cladocopium goreaui, 306 nucleotides. The record is from the annotation of a GenBank genome assembly. Lineage: Eukaryota; Dinophyceae; Suessiales; Symbiodiniaceae.
AUGCAGCUCAUGGAGCUUGUUGGAUGCACUCAGACGGUGAGGAAGACAUCGCGACGGACGGACACCUACUCUCCAGCUGUUGCGGCUGUUGGUCAGGAGAUUCAUCCUGGAAGAUCCAGCUGGAAGCUGCCGACUCGCCGAAGGCUGACCCCGGCGUGCGAGGCCACCCGGCAAGAGGCUGCAGCCAAGGCACUCGGACUCCAAGCUUGUUGCGGUCGCGAGUUCUUGGCAGAUUGGAGCAGAAUGUAUCGACAACGAAGGCCACUUGGCCGAACCUCUCACGUCAGGUCCCACGUUGAUAUUUGA